Molecule: messenger RNA, 2019 nt
Organism: Anthostomella pinea
Lineage: Eukaryota; Fungi; Ascomycota; Sordariomycetes; Xylariales; Xylariaceae
Source: the annotation of a GenBank genome assembly
AUGGGUGAGGCGACUCCUUUAUCGGACUUGAUCUCUGACUUGAGGCUGUCCCCUAGAUCUCAGACUUUCUUCGAACAAAAGGACCAGGUGACUCGAUUGCCACCAGAUGUCUGGUAUAAAAUAGCAAGCGAGUAUCUACACGACCCUAAAGAUGUCUAUAACCUUGGAAGGACGUGCUACAUGCUUUGGGCGAUGCUCGAGACACAACUCUACAUCACCGAUGCACUGCACUACAAGGCGCAAUUGGAAGGAGGGCAGCUUCGACAUAAAUGGUUCCACGACAAAAACGAAGAAAUCGCGGAGUACUGGGAAGGGCCAUUCACGACGCCCUCCUGUGGCUGCUUCCCCGACGAAGUCAACUGGCAAUUCGGCGAGGAGCUCGAGAAACGCAGAAAAAGCACACUCGAAUACUUGGAAGGGCUGCGAGACAUGUACGGAGACUCCGUGGAUUACGAGAGAUACGAGCGAGAGCUCGCAGGCUACCCCGAUCCGCUGCCCACGCGUAUACCCGCCGCAUCAGUCCUCCAGUGGGCUGCGGCCGCGGGUGUUGUCAGCACUGCUCGAAAGGCAAUCGACGCUGCCAGAAUUGUCUGGCCGAGAUACCUCAGUCUGCAGCACCCACAGAACCUACACCAGUCGAUCCAUUUGGCCGCUAUCAGCGGCUCGCUCGAGAUAGUGCAGCUUCUCGUCGAAUAUGCUGGGACCUCAUCGACAGUGGCUUCCGGCUAUUUGUGCCUCCCUACGAAGCCACUCUAUAAAGUGAUUUCGCACGUGUCUCCUACUAUUAAGCUAGAGGUGCUUGAAUUUUAUCAUUUCGGCAACAUGGAAGCCCCGUUCGUACUCGACGCCCUCGGCUUGGCCAUUUUGAACGGCCACGAGGGUGUAGCGUCCUGGCUGCUAGAGCGCUGCGACUGCUCGAGAUACAUAAAGCCACCAAUAGACAUCCACGACCCGGAAAACUGGGAGAGUGACGAAGCGAUCAGUGACGAAUAUCCCGUCGUCUGUCCCCUACACCUCGCUGCAUUGACUGGGAUGAACUCCAUCGUCCAAGGCCUACUGGCAAAAGGCGCACACGUCGAUACCCUCUGUGAGCAGCUACAGCACAGCACGCCCCUGAUGUGGGCAUGUACGCGCCGAGAGAACCAAGCCGUUAUAGACACCCUUCUCAGCCACGGCCCUAAUCUGCAGAUCCGGGACACUCAGCGCCGAUCCGUCCUCAUAUGGGCUCUAGAACACAAGCUCCCAGAAGUUGCCUACCGAAUCAUAGAGGCAGGCGUUCCUGUGGACAACUGGGUCUUUAGCCACACCGACUCGUGUGGCCUGUCGCUUUCGCUGAUCCUGCGCAUGCAUCCGGAGCUGCCCGCGGCAUUUCUGACCAGGUGCUUCCACGAAGCCCUGGGUGGCGUCAAAGACUCGUACCGUCGCGGUGUGCCCUUGGAUAACGAAGAGACCGUUCGGAUGUUCAUUGACCAGAACAUUGGGCAAGGAGUACUCCAGGAAUCUGACUACAACGAGAUCAUGCCGGUCUUGAUCCGAGAUAACAUGCAGAACCUCGGGGCAACGCCUCUCCACGUCGCCGCCUACCACGCAUCGCCCAAGAUCCUGCGUCUGCUGCUGGACAAGCAGCCGGAAAACGUCAACGCGCGCGACGCGGACGGCAACACCCCGCUGGUGCUGGCGGCACGCACUCGGAAGGCCUCGUUCAAGAAGAUGGCGGUCCUCCUGGAAUACGGCGCGGAUCCAGAGUCAGCGCUCGGCAACCUUGAGGAGAGCGCGUACGGCUCCGACGAGGAACGCGACGCCAUAGCUUUUGCUGGUGACGCAAAUACCCCUGAUGGACAUACCGCUCGGAUUAAUAGGACGUGGGAUAGAAGAGCACGCAUGGAACGCGGUAUUUCCACAAAGGAGGCGUUGAGACGACGAAUUCCGAAGGCGGUGAGUGGCGAUAUCGAGGGCGAACAAACGGACGGGGAACUCGACCGGCGGAUGAACGGACGAGGAGUUCGACAAGGAUUAUGA